This is a messenger RNA of Rhopilema esculentum, 3963 nucleotides long. RefSeq names its product protein Wnt-7b. Gene Ontology annotation, cellular component: extracellular region. Gene Ontology annotation, biological process: cell fate commitment; multicellular organism development; neuron differentiation. NCBI's taxonomy places the organism in Eukaryota, Metazoa, Cnidaria, Scyphozoa, Rhizostomeae, Rhizostomatidae. The record is from RefSeq and is a predicted model, not a curated record. Gene Ontology annotation, molecular function: cytokine activity; frizzled binding.
GCUUUGCUGGGUGAUUUUACAUUGCUUCAUCUACACGUCUGUCAGUGCUCUUUCGGUUGGGUUUGAAACUAGAUGCGGUUCGCAGUGGUUGUCUGCUUUGUUCAUACCGGGUGUGUUAAUUUGAUCAGGACUUUUCGCCUUGUUUACUGCGAUGGAGAAAAAAACGAAGCGGCGAUUGGGAAUUGUUUUCCAUUUUUUGCAAUAGGAUUGCUAUGGCACUUGACUGAAAGGGAAAGCGCAAUUGUUUUAGUUUCAAUUUGAAAUGAGUCUGUCACCGGGAAGAGUGAUUGGCCAAUUAAAAGCAAAUCCAAUCACACCAAAUGUGGUGUUUCUUUCAAGUGAGCAGUAACUGAAGAGUUACGUGGGAAAGGAAUUCACAACGUUUGCUGUUUUCUACGAACAUGGACUUUACGUAUUUGAAACUGGCUGCAAUAUUUGUGUACAUAAAUAUUGGGUUGGCAAUCAGAGUGCAUUAUGGCAUACAUGCAAACAGAGUUGAAACGAGGUAUAGUGAACUUGGCAGAUCGGGAUCAAGGCAUACCAGGAUUGCACACCAAAUUUGCAAUAGCAUAAAGAAUUUUGGACCGUUUUUGAAAAAGUUAUGCGUCGAGAGAACAGAUCUGUACCUAGCAGUCUACCAGGGACUUACACAUGGCAUUAAGACGUGUCAGCUAGUGUUUGAAAAUGAGCGCUGGAAUUGCACACCAAAAGGGGAUCCAAUCAGAUCUGGAAUACUUGGUUUUGUAAUGGCCAGAGUGUCCAAGGAGGCAUCAUUCAUGUAUGCAAUGGCAUCAGCUGGCAUCACACACUGGGUAACCAGGGAAUGCUAUUUAGGAAAAAUUAAGAACUGUGGCUGCAGCAAAAACCCAAGAAAAGAGGCAAUAGCCAACGACUUUAAAUGGCACUGUGACGUAGAUGUUGGUAUAGGGAUGAAAAUAUCACGAAGGGUAAUGGAGGAUGGGCUUCUGAAAUGGGACGCCGAAGCACUCAUGAACCGACAUAAUAGUGAUCUUGGACGCAGAGCAGUGAAGAAGCACCUCUCCUUCCAAUGCAAAUGUUUCGGGCUUUCAGGAGUAUGCACUUCAAAGACUUGUCACCGUGCUCUAGUGCCUCGCAUUGAAACACUUGGCCUCUGGUUGAAAGAGAAGUAUAGAACAGCAGUGCACGUUAAGCCCUCGCGUAGGUCCAGCAGAAGUGGAUUUCCAAAGUUUUUGGUGAAACGGAAUGGCAAAGGAGCUCUACCAAACGCAGACAGCCUGAUUUACCUUGAUCUGUCUCCAAAUUAUUGUGAAAAGGACCCUUCCUCAGGUUCAAUCGGCACAAGAGGCCGUUAUUGCAACAAAACUUCCUCUGCAGGCAACAGUUGUGCACUUCUGUGCUGUGGAAGGGGGUACGAUACCCAUAUCCAAACAAUAAAGCAGAAAUGCAAUUGCAAAUUUAGAUGGUGUUGUGAGGUGGAAUGCGAAGAGUGCAAAAACACGUGCAAAGUGUACACUUGCAAAUAGCCACCCACAGUUACACUAAACUCGCCACAAUACUCACAGCAACUUCUGUUAGAGUCUGUACUGAAGUCUCAGGUUAGAAGAUAACUCAGGUUUUAGAUGGCUUUGACACCUUUACGUUGCUGUUGUCAUUUUGCGCCAGAAGCUCGAUGAAACUGAAGUAUUCCAAACUGUUCCAACAACUUAGUCUAAGCAGUAUGGACCUCAAAUGUCCAUUAAUAGGUAUCAUAGCUUAAUAAACCUAGGUCUUAUACAAGUAAAUAGGUAGAAUUUGAUCUUGGAGUUUAGUAGAAAAGCCUUUUGACGACACAUAUCCGAUUAACAUGAUCAGAGGGGGCGAUAGGGACGAUAAUGCAACUUAAAGGUGGGAUGCUUCUUGUAUCGUGCUUACGCAAAUAAAUCAAAAUUUAUCAAAUUCUGGCAAGCAUUGAAAAAUUUUAUGCGAACUUUUCGAAACCUAUAUAAUAAAACGAUGAGGGAGCCAACUAGGUUUUUCUCGAUGAUGGAAAUCUUUCAAACACUUAUUCAAAAGUUUGCUGAACUAAUACGUUUAUCGAAAGUAGCAAGGACCCGCCACUUUCAAUCGUCACGGGUCAUUUCUCUUUUACUCACGAUAACAGCAAGUAUAACCCCAUUCAAGUCACUGAACCCUUUAAUAGCAGCCCCAUGUUGGCGCCCUUCCAUUAGACAGUACAAAGAUUAGAUUAAGGCGAAUUAGUUAAAAUAUACAGAGUUCAUAACUUUACAAGAUGGUCAAGAAGUGUUGAGAUUUGGUUUGAUAAACACCUAAGAACAGCAAAAAACUACUCGCACCUCCUUAUUUUGUAAUGUACCUCCUUUAUAUAGAGACUCCAAAUAACAGACAAAGAAACUUAAAAUUUUCAUUUAAAGCAUGAAUAUCAGUAUUAGAGACAGUGAUACUUUAGAAGUAAAAAAGUACAUAGGCUGGUUAAGGAACAGCAUUUGUAAAGGAGUUUCGAAACCCUUUUUUAGAAACUUGUCGAGACCACGUCUUCAAGGCCAUUGAUACAUCCUCAAUUUGAAGUCCAAUAUCCGCGUAACACGUCACUUUACGUUACAUGAUUACCUAAGAUAAACUAGCUAGCACCUUUGAAAUGCUAAGCAAAACCAUGACAGUCUCAUUACUUAGAAACAUUGCAUAAAGUAACAAUCUAAAAGCUAUGUUUGAGAUAAGGUCAUAACAGUUUUAGUCCUAAGACAGCACGUUCUUUAAAAGAAAUGGUAACCAGAGAAUAGCAGAAGAUUUGAAAGUUGACAGUAGACUUAAGGCAAUGAAUGGUAGACGAUUCUUGAUUUCAAGGAGAUCAGAUUUGUAUGUAAUAAAGAAAAUAAAACUGCGAAAUGUUUUUCUUUGGAUGAUCUUUGCAACAGCAGAAAGGUUAAUCGCUAGACUAACAACAAACAGGCAGGCUCAACGCAAAAUUAAUCGCUUCGUUUGAAAGUAAUUUCAGAGUGGAAUAGAACGUGGGAAAAGUGUUCGUGAGAGCUGAAAGAGCUUUCAAAAUGGUGGUAAAAAACUAUAUUCACGCAAGGAUAAUCUGUGAAAGAAAAUAUUCACUGCCUCCGAAGCCAUCAGAGGAGAAAAGUGCUUGAUUAAGCACGCCUAUAUACACAAAGUUAGAAAAACGAAAUUUUCUCCCAAUUCAAUAUCUGGCUAUCAAAUGACUAGAGAUAAAAUUUGGUUAACAUAUGUCCAUAGUUGGACCUACUGCAUUGUACCAGUCAGUAAUGUUGAAAUGAAACUAAAGAUGUCUGCUUUCUAUAACAGCCAUGUAUACUGAGGUCAUACACAGGUUAUACAGAGCCACGACCACUAACGAAUAAGCAGAUUUAAAUGACAAACUUUCUAAAAUGUCGAAUUCCGCUCAAUUUUGCUUACGGAAUUCACGGCUAAUACGCAUCCCUUCCCCAAAAGACCAACGAGGAACACAAGACUGUCUAGACAGGCCAUUUGGACUGCAAGAGAUGCGAAGCUGGCAAAUUAUCAAUGAGCAAAAUGUACAUGUAGAGUUAUGAUAUAUUUUUUUGCUCAUGAUCUCGCCUCUUUUUCUGAAGUCCACCAAAGGCUUCAAAAAUUUGUUGGUUAAGUCAUGAAGGCUGAAGGAAGCAUUAAGAAUAAAUAUUUUGCUUGAUUUUGGAAGCAGAUCAAUUUGGGAUGCAGCGUGUAUGCGGCACGCAAGUUAUUUCAGAAAUGUUGAAAAAAAUCUAGUAUUCCAUUGAGAAAGAGUUGAGAAGAGUGCUCCAUUUACUUUUACAUUUCGGAGGAUAUUGCCACCUCCCUUCGUUCUGCAUAUUCCAUUUUGACAAAACUGAUUGAUUUUUUUCGUCUAUCUGCUCACAUUUGACCUUUUUUCAUUUUGUGGGUCAAGCAGACUGUAUUCACCACACCCUUGCAACGAAGAACAGACUCCAGUUGAUUGACGCGGUUUAGCACCAAGAU